AUGACAAUCAGAACAAAAACCAUACAAUGGAAUGAAUCAAGAACAAGCUGUUCACCAUACAACACUAAUUUCUGGUUACCAUUUAUCUGCGGCAAAAAACCAUGUAUCAUCGGAAAAACUAAGAGAACUUCAUUGCAUUCGCUUUCACUCGUCUUCAAUGCUUCACAAUACUUUGGAAUGGAAGAGUCCAAUGUAAAUUUUAAAUGUUCAUCGAAAUUACAGUUUCAAGGCAACUGUUUUCAUACUAAUAAUGUUGCGAACAUUACAUUACCUGAGCAAAAAACCACGUUACUGAAGAGUUUAGAAUAAUCUUGGGUCGCACUUAAGGAGGAAACUAUGCGCUGUGAAGCCCACCAUACUCAGCGAAAGGCACUAAGUACUCUCGAUCUGCCUUUCUCGGUUCUACUUACAUCCAAUUUUACCCCAGUCUGUGGAACUCUGGUUAAUUUCUUCGACUCUUACAAUUUGAUUCUCUCUGAAUACUUUUUACUGACCUCUCCCUGAUUUGUGCUGCGCAUGCUACUAAAUGAACUAUGAAUUACAUGCUUAUAUAGUCACUAUAGAUAGACAUGUGUGGGCAUGCCAAUCAACUGGCCUUGAAUGGUUAUUUUAGACCACGACGUCUAGAAAGUAGAAAAUAACUCAAGCAUGGCGAAUCUAUUACGCGGGUCGCUUACACGCAAAGAAUUCUGACAUUUUUCGCUCAUAAAUGGUAUAUUUAGUUUUUCGAUCUAAUUAGAUUAAUUAGACUAAUUAGAUCUUUCUACCACUUUGAUAACAAUGUCAGUUAAAAAUAUUAAGGAAUACUCGAAGAUCAGAGCACAUGCUAAAGUAUGAACCAAUUGUUAAUUCAAAGUGACAGUAUGGUUAACUAGUGGAUACCCUGUAUAGAAAAUGGAGAUAUCAGAUGUUGGAAGAAAAUAUCAUGAAAAGAAAUUGUUUGAACCAACGGUUUUUUAUAUCUUUGCUUCAAUAAGCUUGUGGAGUGAUGGUCUUAAAUCUGUUCAUGGGUGCACAGCUGUCUUGAGGUUGCGAAGUUUGAGAGUCUUGUAGCUGAACUAAAACUGUGUAUACCUGAUCUAGAAAUGUAUACAAGCGAGCAGCUUCAGACCCAUGCGGUCACAGCUGCUUGUGUUAAUCAAUCAAAAUCCUUGUUUCACUGCGCAGAGUAGGUUGACUAAUCUCAUGUUUUGACUAUAUUUGGUCAUGAAUGAUUGACAUCAAGUUCGUUGGCCUGACAAUUUUGGGUGGGUGGAACCGUAGGCACGCAUUUUUAUCGCAGUAUUUGUUUGUUAUUAUAACGCAAUAUGAGUUAAGUGCAGGUAGGAAUACCACUACCGCCACGGUACACCCAUCAAAGACAAAAUUUCCGGUUAAGAAUUUGUCAGUUAAGAGUGUGGCGUACUCUUAAGUGGAAAGACCUUGAAUAACCUUCAUAACGAUCAGGUGGCUUUUAUAUUAAAGGGUCACAUGACAGACUCUGUGUCAGAGUGUACAUGAAUUAGCCAGGUCAAGGAAUCUAGAAAGAACAGUAAAUAACAGAGCUGCCAUAUUGUAUUAUUCAGAACUGAAGAUGACAGAAGAACUGUCAAAACAUGUUUUUAAAGAGUUGAAUGUCCUUUAUAAAACAAUUAAGCUAAUCUUCACUUCAAGCCGGCAGUUCUUUACCGCAGACAAAAAAAACCUUAUCACUGGUAUCAAUGUUUCUGUUGAAUUUAUCAUAAAUUUGUCUCAAAAUCCUAACCACUUCAGUCUUUAAGUAUUUCCUAAAUUGUGGGAAGCAAAUACACGGUCGAUGGUGGCUACUAUUUUCAUACUAAUGAUGUUGCGAACAUUACAUUACCUGAGCAAAAAACCACGUUACUGAAGAGUUCAGAAUAAUGUUGUCGCACUUAGAAAACUAUGCGCUGCCAAGCCCACCAUACCCAGCGAAAGGCACCAAGUACUCUCGAUCUGCCUUUCUUGGUUCUCUAAUACACAAUCAAUCCUACUUGCAUUAAAUUUUACCUCAGUCUGUGGAACUCUGGUGAAUUUCUUCGACUCUUACAAUUUGAUUCUCUUUGAAUACUUUUUACUGACCUCUCCCUGAUUUGUGUCGCGCAUGCUACUAAAUGAACUAUGAAGUACAUGCUUAUAUAGUCACUAGAGAUAGACAUGUGUGGGCAUGCCAAUCAACUGGUCUCGAAUGGUUAUUUUAGACCACGACACGUCUACAAAGUAGACAAUGCCUCAAGCAUGGCGAAUCUCUUACGCGGGUCGCUUAAACGCAAAGAAUUCUGACAUUUUUCGCUUGUGAAUGGUAUAUUUAUUUUUUGUUUAAAUAAAGCUUUUUCACAAAAUAUUUAAUUGUAAUAUUUGUCUCGCCUCAUAGUCAUAGUUUUCGAUUAGCAAGUGGUAUUCUGUCAAACCUCAAAUGUGCAAACCGAUUUUGUAAUCUGAUCGCUAAGUAUUGUAUAAUAAUUUUUUUCUACCAUUUUGAUAAAAAUGUUAGAUAAAAAUAUUAGAGAAUACUCGAAGAUCAGAUUUCAAAAUACUUAAAAGUACAUUUUGGCUAAAGCUUUUUCUAGUUUCAGAAUACGCUGUCUCUAAAUGCCCUGCAACCAGGCGCGUUCUAAGAUAAAUAAAGGAGGUAAGUUUCUAAAGAAACUGGGGUGCUGCGUCGGUAGGAGAGUAUAUAUAUAUUUGCUCCAAACUACGACAUGCAUCAACUUUGACCGGCCUUCUCGAAAACCGGUCUUAAAUUACAUGCUAAAAAACGGUGAUUGCGUUUGUCCUUGAGCACCAUAGAAUACGCGACAAAUACGCACAAAAAAUACUUUUACAUAUUCAGAAUAAAUCAAAUUACAUUUUACUAAGGUGACAAAAAACAGGAACGGCCUAACUUUUACGGAAAGAUCAGUCAAAAUCUGCCGAUUUCUCCUACUUUCACCGCCAUAUUGAAAAUGAAGCUAACACAAUGCAAAGCAAUCGGAGUGCGCACACCAUCUAAUUUUCGCCAUAUUACGCAAAAACGAAAAUUCCGGAACACCCACACUUCUUCCUAGAAACCAUACAAAUGUAAUGUUAAGACACUUAAUAAAUUUACUUUCAAAGCUUAUUGAAGUAGAGACUUUUAAAGAUAUUUUCUUCCAAAAUCUGAUAUCUCCAUAUUCUAUACAGGGUAUCCACUAGUUAACCAUUCUGUCACUUUGAAUUAACAGUUGGUUCUUUCUUAGCGUGCGCUCAUGGCCGAUAAACGGGAGUUUUAGACAGCGACAGAGAAGUUGCUCGAGGCGUCGUUUCAAAACUUCCCACGGCACGCGCUCCAUAUCUCCAUUAACGCACGUAUGAACAAAUUGUUUUAAAACAACGUAAACGCAGUUGUUUGGAUAUUGUUUUCUUGCAGUUUAAAACUUUUGGGAAAAGACGGCGCUCCAUAAAUGUAAAAUAAAUCGAAUUUUUUACUAAAAAAUACUCUACGGAAAUAAAGGUUUAACAACUUGCUCUUAAACUAAAACAAAUAAUAGUUUUAGCCAAAAUGUACUUUUGAGUAUUUUAAAAUCUUAUCGCCAAGUAGUCUUUACUAUUUUUAUCCAACAUUUAGAUCAAUGGAGAAUGGAACCAUUAAGUGGCACUUUGAAAAAUUCUGACUGCCGGCCAUUUAGUCCGUGCCCGGCAAUCUGAUCAGAAGCGUACAAAGUGUCGACUGCCAGAUAUUUCGUCUAUUUUAGAACGAGACAGCGUAUUCUAAAACUAGAAAAAAUGAUAGUUUUAGCCAAAAUGUACUUUUAAGUAUUUUGAAAUCUGAUCUUCGAGUAUUCUCUAAUAUUUUUAUCUCACAUUUUUUAUAAAGAAAAACUAAAUAUACCAUUUAUGAGCGAAAAAAUUCAGAAUUCUCUCUCUAUGACAAAGGGCUAACGCUCGAAGCGUCAGCUUUUUCACCCUUUACGGUGACCCAUUUAAGUUUUCAACUCUGUUGUUAACACUAAAUUACUUGCGUUCUAAAAGAGACGAAAUGUCUGGCAGUCAGAAAAUUUUGACAGAAUUUCCACCGAAAGGUUCUUUCAAACUUGUUCAGAUUAUCAGAUGUUUAUUUUAAAAUGUCAAAGAUUAAUUUGGCUUUUAAGUGGACAAAUUCUCCGUGUUGUGCAGCCUAUAAUAUCGCCCGGUUGUCGACACUUUGUACGCUUCUGAUCAGAUUGCCGGGCACGGACCAAAUGGCCGGCAGUCAGAAUUUUUCAAAGUGCCACUAAAUGAUUCCAUUCUCCAUUGAUCUAAAUGUUAGAUAAAAAUAGUAAAGACUACUUGGCGAUAAGAUUUUAAAAUACUCAAAAGUACAUUUUGGCUAAAACUAUUAUUUGUUUUAGUUUAAGAGCAAGUUGUUAAACCUUUAUUUCCGUAGAGUAUUUUUUAGUAAAAAAUUCGAUUUAUUUUACAUUUAUGGAGCGCCGUCUUUUCCCAAAAGUUUUAAACUGCAAGAAAACAAUAUCCAAACAACUGCGUUUACGUUGUUUUAAAACAAUUUGUUCAUACGUGCGUUAAUGGAGAUAUGGAGCGCGUGCCGUGGGAAGUUUUGAAACGACGCCUCGAGCAACUUCUCUGUCGCUGUCUAAAACUCCCGUUUAUCGGCCAUGAGCGCACGCUAAGAAAGAACCAACUGUUAAUUCAAAGUGACAGAAUGGUUAACUAGUGGAUACCCUGUAUAGAAUAUGGAGAUAUCAGAUUUUGGAAGAAAAUAUCUUUAAAAGUCUCUACUUCAAUAAGCUUUGAAAGUAAAUUUAUUAAGUGUCUUAACAUUACAUUUGUAUGGUUUCUAGGAAGAAGUGUGGGUGUUCCGGAAUUUUCGUUUUUGCGUAAUAUGGCGAAAAUUAGAUGGUGUGCGCACUCCGAUUGCUUUGCAUUGUGUUAGCUUCAUUUUCAAUAUGGCGGUGAAAGUAGGAGAAAUCGGCAGAUUUUGACUGAUCUUUCCGUAAAAGUUAGGCCGUUCCUGUUUUUUGUCACCUUAGUGAAAUGUAAUUUGAUUUAUUCUGAAUAUGUAAAAGUAUUUUUUGUGCGUAUUUGUCGCGUAUUCUAUGGUGCUCAAGGACAAACGCAAUCAUCGUUUUUUUAGCGUGUAAUUUGAGACCGGUUUUCGAGAAGGCCGGUCAAAGUUGAUGCAUGUCGUGGUUUGGAGCCUUUCAAAGAUUUGGAUGGCCGCUUUGAUCCUUCUUCAACAGCUCUGACCAAACGCUCUCUAGCGGUACAUAUGUUUCUAGCAUUUUACGUGCUGGUGUUUGAGAUCGAUGAUUAGACCCUAAGGCCUGUUGUUGCGUUACACACCGUUACUGUUGUAUAAUCAAUUGUGUAGUAAAUCUCCUUUCCUAAGUAAAAGCAAAUUAACUAAUCGUAAGUGCUGUAUGGUAAAUCUACUAUGUUGAUCAUUGAAUGAAGGACAGUUGAAUAAGAGUAAUGAAAGGAGUCACUUGACCGAUGAAUGACUCUACAAUGCAUACGGCGACACGCUGGGUAAGCCGGAAAGCAAAAGGUAGUCGAUCGUUAAAAGGCGUUGAUAGACUUGUUCGACUCCUGCAAUUCGCUUGCAUUUUUAAAUCUUCUGACCUGAAAGCUUAGCUGUUAUCAGGAUAUCUUAAAAUGACUUUCGUUUGCCAUCUGUAUAUUCUUGAGGUUUGGCAAAGGCGGGUGAUAUUGUGUCUAAAAAGGUAAUGGUUUAAUGUAUGAGCGCUAUUUUUUUUUUGUUUUGUUUUGUUUUCAAGUGUACUGACUUAAGCCAGGUCUGGCCAAGAGAAUCACCGAUCGACCAGGAUUCGUUGAACAUUACUGUUAAAAUGUGCGGGAAUAGAAAAAUGGGAUCAGCAGAUCAGACAUGACCAUUAGUUUUUUAAGAUAAAAAGUUGGUGGGUUUCCUCGUACUCUUCGUCUUGUGCACAGUGAUGGUGAUGAAUGUAUUUCCAACUACCGUGGUACAAACAAACGCACGAUUCCGACACAAGGAAUCCUAUAAUAUUUAAUUAUCCUGAAAGACAAUGAUAACUUUAAUUUGGCAUUAUCCGCGACGACAUUCCGCUAACAUUUGAGGCGUGGCGUUGCCAUAUAAACGUUACAAAAUGAAAUAGAAACUAAACGAAGACAGAAAUAACUAAUUUGAAAUCAAAAGGAAAUUAAAAUACAAAUGAUAUAAAUCUAUUGUACCUGAAGAAUGAGCCUCGUGCAUGAAACAUAGCUAAACCUCAAAUGUCUUAUGGGUAUACGCUGACCGUGUAUCGAUACGAAAAUAGAAAACAAGUUAUUAAUUAAAAUCAAAUGCGAGCGAGUUACGUAAUGAAGUGCGAGCGCGUUUGAUUGAAAGUCUUACCUAUUUCAAAUUAAACAUCAUACAAUCUGUGAUAAGAUAUAAAUCAAUUAAAGCGGAUCAUACUUAACAUACUGAAACAACAUGUAUCAGCCACUAAGCAAAAGCUCUAGCGAUUUUUCCUGUUGUAGGAUUGAAAUAGUCCAAUGGCUGUAAGAAACUAUGAGUACCAUGUGAUAUUCCACUCAAGUUUGAAGACAUUUUUCCGUAUACGUCACACAGAUGAUUUAUAACCUUGCUAGUUAAAAAACGUUAUUCUCUGAGUGAGAUGAAUACUGUGCUAUUCGUGGGUACACACACACGAAAACUGGUUAAAUUUCACUGCAACUUGCUGGCGAAGAUGGAAAACAUUUUUCUUUGUGGGAGAACUGAAAAUAAAUCGAAAAAGACCACUUCAGAGGCUCAAGGGUAAAUUGGUAUUUGCAUCAAAGAGCGAUAGCAAUUACAGCUUCUGACAACAAACUCUGGCAGGGAUUGUCAUCAGCUUGAAGAAAUAUAUCAACAUGGCACAAUGCAACAGUAAUUUCUGAAAAAAGCUGAAGAAGGUAAAAGAUAGCCUUUGAGACAAUCAAGCCAUCCUUGACUCUAAAUUUAAUUACUCUUGUUUUUUCUAAGAGGUGAUUUUCUCAGACGCUAACAGUUGUAUUAUUUGGCUCAGCAAUUGACACAUACAGUAAUCUCUGAUCAGCCGGGGUCUUAACAAAGGUCCAAAAAAAAACAAAAGAAAUGAUGAUAAAAUGGUUCUGUUCUGCUUUCAUCGCGAAUUUUUUUUUGCGAGGAUUAUAAUUGGGUGUUUGAAAGUGUUAAAAUUGUGGAUUAUUUUUUUCGCAUGUAGUAAGGGUUUUAAAGUAAUUUUCCUUCUGCUUGAAUAUGGCAAGGGAUAUAAUUCAUUUAAACUAUACAUAGUGUGGCUAAUCUUGUUCAGCUAAUCUUGUAAGUUAUAUUUCCACAUGUCUAAUCAUCCUUGAUAAGCAAGAUGCUUUCAAAAAGGUAUAAACAAAACAAAAGAACGAAGGGUUAAUAGACCAUCUCAAAGGUUGUUUUGAAAGUAAUAUUGAGUAAUUGGGAAUGGAACUACUGAAAUUGUAAGUCAUUUUUCCCUGGUAGUAAAAGUUCGAGAUUAAUUAUCACAUUACUCGAAUAAGGAAGGCAGAAUAAUUCGAUAAAAUCCUGAAUGGUGUUGUAAGUCUUGGUUUAUAUCAUUUUUCCUAAAAAUUCUGAUCCAGGAGAAUGAUUUUCUGCAAUAAAGUACCUUAACUGCGACUCUUUCUUUGGCAUUUUUAUGAAAUUAGUGUUCCAAAAAUGCCAUCCAUUUUGAUUUGUGUUUCCUAUAAUCUCCGUUUCUUUGUCUCUCCUUUCAGCCCAUGAACCAACUAUGUCGGAAUGGAAACGACUUUUGGUAAAUCGUCCGAAAUUAAAGGAGGCUAACAAAUUUCCUUUCGCGCAAAGUAUCGCAACUUUCGAGACCUUCCAUGUAAAUUCCCGUGCUACAGUUCUUGGCGAUUUCGAUGUAUCACACAAUUGACGGCGACACACACAGACUGGGGAGUUCAGAGGAAGCUGAAUUCCAUUCUUCUAUUUUCGUUCAAAUCGAGAAAUGACCCCCUAUCUUUCAUAUAAAAAAGUAUCAAGGGAAGGACAUUUUGACUUUAUCCAUACUGUCCUUUCAUGUCCUCACUUAACAAAAUUUGCAAGUUUUUACUUUGUGGAGUCCUGCAAGCUGUGAAUCAAUCAAGUUUAUGCAUCAUUUUCUCAUAGCACAGGGUGUAUAUCGCAUUUGUUAUCACGGGAAGGUAAGAUCUGUUAUUAGAAGAUCAACAAAUGCGUUCGAACGAUCGAAAAGGUACUUUUGUUAAUUGUGGAAAUUCUGCAAAUAAACUUUGACAAGAUUGAUAUCUCUACAAAUACAUUGAUUUGUAUGAAUUCUAAACAGUUACUGGGAAAGAGGUACGAAACGAUGCCGGGGUGAAUUUAUUUGAGCAUGAUAUGCUUUCGUGUACCUUUCAGUUCGAUUUAGACUCUAAUUUUGAGUUCUUUCCUUUAAAUGGAUCAAUUUGUUUACGCAAAUUAAUAUUUUAGGAAGGGUCUCCCGAGAUCUCGCUGGCAUACAUAAAAUCCAAUUUUAAUUUCCAUAUUUUGUCUUCAACUAACUGAAUACAUCUAAUGAUUUUGAACUAAGUAGAAUUUGGAGAAUAACAACAUUUCAGACGCUGUGCUUCACAAAAUCGUUAAGUUUUUAUUUUGGAAAAAAUUCCUCACAGUUUAUGGCCAAAAAUUCAACUUUGAUCAAUACAAAUGUGUUUUAAACUCUUUUCAUGAGCAUGAACUUUCACUCUGUCCCAAUGGCCUAGAAAUUUCAUUAAAAUAUUCAGACAAGAAUACCUCAGAUAAAUCCAAUUGCGCCUACUGUCAUUCAUCAUAGUUUUUUUUUAUGUUGCCAAUUUCCGCGAGUGACGUUGUUGUGUAAACAAAGGCAUACAGUUGAAGUUGAUGACUUUAGCUUUCAGCCAAUUAUGAUAUAGCGUGUAGGAGAUCAAUUCCAGGCUCGUAUAAGCGACUUUUGUAUUAACUAAUUGAAAUUUUAACGGCAUAAAUUUACAUGGAAAGGGAUAUGGGACUAGAAAUCUAUCCAGAUGUCACAAGACAGGUGAGAAUUAGCUUACCACUAUUUUAAUUCCAACCUUAGUCUGUUGACACGAGUAUUUAUCGUUAAUUCUGACAUACGCCAACAUCGGUUAGUCGAAUCGAUCAGGAAAACCAGUAUCUCCUGGAUCUACUGCAAAGAAAAAAGGUUGGUUUACCCUAAAUGUCAAUUCAAGCUUAGUUCCCUAGCUUUCUUUUUACUGAUUGUGUUUGCAUCGCAGGGGUCAGAUUAAGAACGUUUCUCAAUUUUGAAAGCGUUAUACACGUCUGUUCUUAUUAACGUGCAUCGCGGAGGUAGACGAUGUAUUUCUACUGCAAUUAGAACUAUGAUAACAGACUGUGAGAUGGAUUUGAACUAACAUACAAUUUCUGCAAUCACAUGAGCAAAACUAAGCUCUACGUUAGUUGUCUAAUAUAUCAAACCUCCUCCUGGUCAUGAUACAUGUUUUUUCAAUCAAAGUGAUGGGAUUCAAAUGAUAAACAGAGUUGCAGCUAUAUGAAUAGAAAGUUUCAGUGUAUUCACUUCAGUGACAAUAUGGAAUAUUGCUCUGAUAACAAUCGAAGACCAGAAACGUGGAUCUUCUUUAAUUUCUUCGACGAUUUGAAAAAUUGAAGUUGGCAAUUUUAUGCAGUGCGAACCUUGUGCUCUUCGCACAAACAAGGGAGGCACACAAAAUAAUAACAAAUUUCAUUUGACCUGCGGAUGAAAAUGACAAUCGAACACAAAUCCAGGUAACUAAAAUAUCUCUGAGAUUCAUUUGCUAAUAACACAUACAGAGGAAAUAAUCACAAAUGAAACCAUCAAAGCGGCAACAGAGUUAGAAGCUUGUGCAAAGAAUAGAUGAUUAGUUUAGUUUAGUUGAUGUACGUGAUCAGAAGGAACAAAGUUUUCGGCAUGGAUUUGUUCAAACCUGUCAUGCCUAUUCCUCGCCAUAUUUUGUGGGUCAAUUUUAUACAAAUUUUCCUUAGAUCAGCCUUACUAACGGCUAAACGGAAGUCGCCUAUUAACAAGUCGAUCUCUUCGAGUUAUGAUUAAAAUGAAUUUAAUUAAUAUCUACAGCGGCUGCGAUGUCAAGUGUAAAUAAAAAAUAAAAAUAAAAGUGCAAAGAUAUAUUCCUUGCUACUACUGACACUUGAUAUUAUUUAUUUCAAUUAUUAUUUAUUUCAAUUAUAAUUUAUUUUAAUCUUUAGAAAAGAUUUCAACGUGCUUUCCGGCAGAGUUAAUGUUCACUGUCAGUCUCGUUGUUUACUUUCUCUACUUUAGUAUGUAAUGUUUACCACUGUAGAUCAAGGUAAGCCAUGGUAAGCCAAGCCAAGCCUACUAAAUUGUACGAGCCUGGAAUUCACGGAUGUCUUGGAUGGGUAAUCUUGAAAAUCUUUCCUGACCUAUCAAGGAAUUAGAAAUAAUUUAAUAGGUAUAUUCAAAUGAUAGUCACAAGACAUGUCAGCAGUGAAUGAUAAAAAUGUAUAAUAACGAUAAUGCAGCCAAACGAAGGCUGACUCUUAGGUCUCCCAGUUUGCCGCUCUUUCCCCGGUGUCCAAUCAAUGAACUCAAAUCCUUGCAUUGGUGAUCACAAAAACAUGAGGGAGCCGAAACUUCUCACGUUAUUCUCAAUAGAGUACACGAAAAUUUAACUCAGGUUUUGAAAAUCUGAGGUUCGAACAUUUCUUGAGAGGUCUGCUUUUCAGCUCUGUCACUAAAAUGUUUAUCUUUAUCACGAAGGAACACAGAAAAAUAAUUUUUUGUUUUAUUGACUAGCACGUGUGUGUGGAUACAAAGUGUGAUGCAGCCAUGAAAAAAGGUAUGUGCGGAUGGUGGAACGAGAAGGCCUAACAUCACGACCAAACUUUAUCAUCUUGUUAAAAUAACCGUAUUUUCUUACUUAUGCGCUCCGCUAUAACUCUUAAAAAAUAAAACAAAUGUAUUUUUUAGCGCCGGGAUUUAUGUUGACGAUAUUUGAUACCGUUAAAAAACGUUGUUUUAACUCCAUGUAAAUCAUCAUUUGUGAAUCCGAUACAAUAUUUUGAUAUUUAAAAACUGUUCUAUGAAAUUAUCAUAUUUCAUGAACCAGAAAAUGAAAUGAAAUGGAAUUUACAAUUCCAAGGACCCUCUCAUUCUAUCCAAAAAAAUGAAGAGUUUUCAAUGAAGUCAGCAAUGAUAACUACUGUUCGCGAUCCAGAGGACGUAUGUUGCCCCUUUGCAGCAAUAAACGCUGUGGUCCCAUCAUAGCUGUUUUUUUAAUUUCACACAGGGCUCCACCGGUUGCAUAGCAUUCCCGGAGAAUAUACGACUCAUUAUCAGACUAAUGAAGGGCUAACGCUCGAAACGUCAGCUUUUGAACUCUUUACGGUGGCCAAUUUAUAAUUUCAACUUAGUUGAUAUUACCAGAAACAGAACAGUUUGUAAUUACAUUUAUAACGACGAUUACUAACAAUUUAGGUUUAUUCAUAAAAACAUUGGGUUGUUAUGUACUCCCAUGUAGGAUAGAAGAUAUAUUUGUAUCUGGUGUAAAUAUUAUCUGCGUGUGCUAGGCUAGCUUUUUGUAUUUCCAAUGGUAGAAAAUUUACCCGAUCAAAUCUGUUGAACUCACCGAUCAUUUUUUUCUUAAUUAAUAACAAGUUGUGAGGAAACAAAGUCUUUGUUUAUUGAGUAACAACAAUUGGCGCUAACCGCACGGCUCCUAAAAUUCAACAACGCUCAGUAAAUUAAGGCAUUUCUUGUAACAUCUGUAUGGAUAAGGAACGACUCAACUGAAAGAUCUGACUGGCAAAUUAGCUACCGUAAAAAAAUUGGCAGACCGUACAUCUGACGGUGGGAAAUUCACCAAUUCAAAUGGGUUGAUCUCACCAACCUUCCUUCCUAAUUAAAAAAGAGUUAUGAAGAAACAAAGUCUUUGUUUAUUGAUUCACCGCAAUAUCGUAUGGCCCCCAAAAUACAAUAACGCGCAAUAGAUUGAGGCGGUUUUUUUUGUAACAUCCGUUUACAGGAUUUUUCAGCUAUGAUUCACUUACAUAGGAAAGUAAACUGAGGUUAACGAAUGUGUAGUUAUAUUCUCUCCAAUGCUAGAGGCGACACGUGUUGGAAUAAAGGAGAAACUACAACAAUACGUCUUUCUUUGUGCUGCCCACUAGUCUUCGUUAAGAAAAAAACUAUUUUUGAUUCAUGUUAUGCAGGGCAAGGUUUUUAUUCGUUUUACUUUGUUUUUUUUAUGUUUUUUGUUUUUUUUAAAAUUCAAAUUCGUGUCAGACUGGGUUGGUGCGAGGCUGCGUGUCGGCUUUUAUUUGGUGUGGGAUGCCUUUGAUCUGUAACCAAACCGGUUAGACCGUCUGCGACAGUGGGACAAGGGUGUUCAGAUAACGGGGAAAAAUGCAUUUGUCAAAUCAUUUAUUAUCAGGUGAAACACAGCGCAGCAAACGAACAAAUCGAGCUUACUCAUACUGAAGAGGGGGAAAUUGACGAGUGUGUUUCCCAAAAUUCUUAAAAAAACAUAUUUGACUUAAAAAACCUAAACAUUUUUUGUAUCGCUUUCAAUAUUUGUCCUCGUAGCUAUCUUUCCUUCCAUAACGUUAUUAUCUUUAACAUUUUUCCUGUAAGUGUACUUCUGUUUCCCAGAGGUAUUUUUCAAAUGUAAAUAACUAAACUAAACUGGAGGCUGACUGAAAACUCAAAAGUUAGUUAGCUUCCAGACUCUUUAUUUUUUCAAUUCCUCACUCGUUACUAACCCUAAAAUACAACAACGCUUUGACAUCACCGGCACGCUUCUAUCUUAACAACUGCGUGAAGAGAUCUUUUCCAGUUAAGUAAUGUUCCAGAUAGGAGCUAAGAGAGGUAUUACAUACAGCAAAAAAAGCGGAAGAUCUCAAUGAAAAAGUACUGAAAAUGUUUUCCAUUCAAAAAUACUUCUUAAAUUUCAUUGUUAGUUUGUUCUGUGCUUAUCACAUUGUCUUUUGUUCUAGUGCAUAAACGAUUUCCAUUUUUUGCGUUAUUAUUUGCGACCUCGAUACCUCUCCUAGUUAAUAAAUGGAAAAUUACUUGUCUUCUUUUAAAAGAUAAUAUGUCAAGACAAACUUGACAAUCAUAAUAUCUUCUGGGUCCAUGUGAUCCAGUUCACAGCGCGGGAUAUUUGCUUCUACUUCCCCCUCCUUUAUCUCCUUCGCCGGGAAAGGGAAAACCUUCUCCUCGCAGGAAUCAGGCAUCAAUACUAUUCUGUAGACAUAAAGCGUAAAGUCAUUAAUGAUCUGUGGUGAAUCAUGAUAAAGUUGAUUUUCUUUUUAACAGUUUUUAGGUUCGGAGACAUGGUUUUAGAUUUCCUCACUUCUGUAUGGAAAAAUUACGAUAUUGAUAGUCGUCGUAAAAUACGCCAGCUAAAUGUAAGUACUUUGGCUUAUCAGCAGCGAUCAUUUAUCCUCUGUACUGCGUUCCAGAGCGAGAAUCUAUCCUUAAUUAUAAAGACGAGUCCCUAACCUCGUUCCUACUACCACUGCCGUCACUGCGGACACCAGUUCCAAGGAAAGUCCUGCAAAUCGUAUAUGCGCCCUCCACCUGUUCCCAUUCGGGCACCUGUACUCAGUGCUGAAUAGGUGUGACCCCUUCACGUUAUUCCAUUUCUCUCCCCUCCAGCGGAAGGAGAACACUCCUCUUUCUUCCAAAAUCCAUCUCCGUUUGGCUCUCUGAAAUGAAACCGAAUGUUCAGUUCAUGUUCAUGUGAUAUCUUUUCUCAUUAUUUUUAUAAUUCUAGCGUCUCACCUUGAAAUGCAUCAGGCCCCGCAGACGCUGGACCUCCCCUUCCUGCAGAACACUGUGGGUGGCGGCUGCAUUUGUCGAGUGCUGUGGCAUGUUCUUCUGCUUUAUUACGGCAGUGCAGCCAGUCACCGCACAGCGGACCGCUCUUUCUGAUCACUCGCUUAAAUGCACUGUUGAGUGGAGCCCUGUAAAAUAAUCAAAAUAAGGACCAGGGAUGAGCUGGCUAGUGAAACUUUUGGAUAUUUUGUUGGCCUUAAAAAAAACCAUUUGACUGUUGAUUUCUUAAUUAAACCGACAAUAUCUUACCGUGGAAGGCUUGUUCCGCAGCUUAGUGGGCAUAGUACCCUCUUAUUUGAGCAAAGGGAAGCAGUAUGCUCCUCGAAAGAUUCCAUUGUAAUUUUUCUACCGCACUGCUGGCAAGGGAGUUUGUGCUUUGCACAUUGCGCAGUGUGUGCUGCCAUCCUUUCCCUUGCCACCAUCUCUCUACAGCCAUCAUUGGCACACGCCGUUUGAAAUUUUCCACACGUUUUCAAGUGCUGCUCGUGCUCAUGAAAUUUUCCUUUCCAUAGACAGCCGCUCCAUGAGGGGACGCAAAUCGUCUGUACUGUAAGUAUCCCGGAGAGUCCCCUACAUUUUCUUAGACUUUUAGUCUAAGAAAAUGUAUAGGGACUGUAAGGUGUCAUAAUCCUGUUACUGCUGACAUCAAGGCGCGAUAUAAGUUAAGUGCAAGAAGGAACACCACUGCCGCCACGGUGCACACCAUCAAAGUAGGAAUUUGUCAGUUAAGAGUGUGGCGUUCUCUGAAGUGAAGAGACCCUGAAUAACCUUCAUAACGUUAAUUUAUGCGAUGUUCAGGUGGCUUUCAUAUUAACGGGUCACGUGACAGACUGUGUCAGGCGUACAUGAAUUAGCCAGAUCAAGGAAUCUAGAAAGAACUGUAAAUAACAGAGCUGCCACUUGUUACGCCCUUAUGUCAAGAAUCGUUUAAAAGUUAUGCUGGUCAUAAUUCCAAGUUUAUCCAGAGAAUCUUUUAAAACAUUUGCAGAGAAAGCUUGCAAAAUUGGAUGCAAAUCCUAGUUCUGAUAACUCGAACACUUUUUCGUGGGAUUCCGUCAUUCAUGUACACCGUAGGGUAUAUCCCCAGAUGCCUUUAGAAGAUAACAGCAUAAAUCUGACAUAUGUUGAAAGGCCAAAUUUUGUUUUUCUAACACACAUUUCAGUUGUCUUUGUAAGUGACUUCUUCUUUCUUUAAUACAUCUAGGAAUUUUCCAACGUUAACGUUGGAAGCAUAUUUUUGGAGAGCGUAGAUUUAUUUCAAGCUUACGAAAUUUUACUAUUCAAAACAGGUUAAGUGUCCUCGUAUAUCCAACGUUUUAUUAACACGACACAAAUAUCAAUUCUGCACUUACCGUAUUUCUUCACCUAUAAGCCGAGCGAUUUUUUCAGUAUUUGACACGAAAGUUUAGUAGAUUUUUCCAAGAGAAACAAGGUUCAGCUUAUAGCCAAGGGUUUGGAAUUCAAAAACAAAGUCUAAUUGCAAACGAAAUGACGGUAAAUUCUCUGACUGUAGCGCUCUUUAAGUGACAUGCUUUAAAAUUGCCAUGACAACAACGUAUUUCUGACCACCAAUCAGACUCUUUGCUUCCCACGCAUUGAAAGACGAUCUCACUCAACUCAGCAAAACUCUUCUCAUUUCGCAUUCGACAUGAAAUAUUUUGGUCUCUCCGCUGUGAAAACCACUCCAUCACUUGCUCGUCUAUAGUUCGGAGUUCUUGGGAGUGAAACGGCCCAUUUUUGCACCUUUUGCAGUCAUCUUAAGCUCACCAGAAAGAAUAGUCACCUGGUCUCUUCUCCAGCGUUGCACCAUGGACUCGCUAAGUCCUUAAUCUCAAGCGACUUUUGAGUUUUUUCCUCAGCUUCCACGAUAACUUUUAUAUUGAAAGCCAUAGUAUAUGAAGAGCGGCGUGCUUUUGGUAUGAUGAGAAAAAAAAAUAGCAACGAAAGAGAUACUCAAUUGAAACGUUUGUCAGGUUACAGUAACUGAGAUUGUUGUUGUGUUUCUGCAGUCGCGUGGUAGUAUUUACAUCUUCGCUGGUUAGCUUUUUUUCUUUUGUGUUUAUUUCAAUUCAUUAGCUUUUGUUUUCAGUGAGCCAUUUCCCAAUGUUUUCCGCGAGGUUCACUCACUCAAAUGACUGGUUUCAAUCAAGAAUUUCGCUUUCGGCUUAUAGCCAAUGGGUUUUCUUUUUUUUUUUGGACAACACAAGUCUGUUGUAAGGUAUCUAACUUUUAGGGUCUCGCCUUAUAGCCGAGAUCGCCUUAUAAGUGAAGAAAUACGGUACAAAGGCAUUUCAAUCUGGUUGUGAGAUUUCUUUCAUUUAUAAGACCGCUGUAUCUGCAUUGCUGUAAUCCCUUUGGAAGAAAAAAGAGCUGCUAAGAAUAUUCCUAAAUGUGUUUUGUAACUUGACCUUCGCAGAGUAAAAUUUCAAUAUUUCACAAGUACUUUACUAUUUUUUUACAGAGUACGGUUAGCCCAGAAUCGAUUUGUCUCCUAUUUUCUCGUAAGAUUUAAUCAUUUUAUUUGCUUAUUGUUUAUUUUAAGAUGACAUGUCGUGA
This is a messenger RNA of Pocillopora meandrina, 16328 nucleotides long. NCBI's taxonomy places the organism in Eukaryota, Metazoa, Cnidaria, Anthozoa, Scleractinia, Pocilloporidae. The record is from the annotation of a GenBank genome assembly.